CAUAAUUCCUGAUAUCUCAUUAAUGUGACAAUACUGCUGCAGAGGGAAAUGAAGUCGUCAGAUUUGAAAAUGGGAGAUGGAUGAUGUUGGAAGUUUGGAAAGAGUAUUCCAAGACCAAGAGCGGAGUUUCCCGUUUGAUAUGAAUCCCCAGUUCGAACUUUCUCUCUCGCGCUCAAAGUUUCUCUGACCCCAGAUUUUCCCUCUUCAGGUUUACCACUUGCAGAAAGUCCCUCUCCAACAUCCUCUCCCUCAGACCCCCUCUGCUUUGACCUUUACCAUCCCGCCACUCAUCUCCCUCCAUCUCCCUUCAACACUUCUCAUCUCCAAACCUCUCUCGAGACUCCGCGCUCCCUCAAACCAUCUCACUUCAAACACCUUCAUCCUUACACUUACGCCUCAACCAAACGAUGACCACUCCAGACCCUACCCAGGUCCCCUCAGUCCGGUGUAGAGCUCCCCUGCUGUCGGACUAUCACCCAGAAGACCCCAGCUUUGUGGAGAUUGGAGACGUGUCUACAGUUCCCAAGUGCCACGUUGGAAGCGCUGGAAGCGAGGACAAGCAACCCGGAGAGUGGACGAAGCUGCUCUGGGAGUGCCCGUGGAAGGUCGCCCGGGAGGGAGAGAAGCCCAAGGGGAAACUUCUAUCAAUUUUCUUUGCACAGGACCCGGCACGAGAGCUGAUGGCAAGAUGGAAUUUCUUCGAGUCUGGCAAGCGCGAGGAAGAGCGCAUCCGGGAUAGGCUCUCUAACGUGGAGUCUGCUUUCAUGUACUGCCUGGGUGAAGUGCAGGAUCAGCCAUGUCGUUCCUGCUUGAAGAGCCAGGGCCCUUGGGCAAAGUGCGUAAAGCUGCCAUGGGGCACGGAGGACGCCCUUGCCUGUGCAAACUGCCGCUGGAAUGGCCAGUUCCAGAGAUGCAACUUCUGGCGGGCUGCGCAGGACCCUGGCACUUUGGCCGCCGCCGAUCGAGGCCCCCGUCGCAACAAGCCUUCGAUUACCGAUGACAUGGCCAAGAAAGCUUUCGAUGAACUUGACCGCACACGGAAAGUGUGCUACGACAUCCACGACGAGCUGGAUGCAGCCGCUGAGCACGGCAAGUUGGAUGUGGUCAAGGCGCUCGCGAGACAGCUGCGAACCUGGGCAGAUGUGACGGAUCCUUGCCACAAAAUGCUCCGAGCGAGAUUUAGCCCUGCUUCCCCUACUACUCCGCAGUAA
Molecule: messenger RNA, 1211 nt
Organism: Penicillium brasilianum
Lineage: Eukaryota; Fungi; Ascomycota; Eurotiomycetes; Eurotiales; Aspergillaceae
Source: the annotation of a GenBank genome assembly